AUGGAUUACCAGAAUCGCGCAGGCUCCAAAUUCGGCGGCGGAGGAGUUGCUUCCCAUUCCGCCACCAACGCCGACCGGCGCGAACGACUCCGCAAACUGGCGCUCGAAAACAUCGACCUCGAAAAAGAUCCCUACUUCUUCAAAAACCAUGUAGGCAGUUUCGAAUGCCGCCUCUGUCUGACCGUCCAUCAGAACGACGGCUCCUACCUCGCACACACCCAGGGCCGCAAACACCAAACCAAUCUUGCCCGCCGCGCUGCCCGCGAACAGAAAGAGGGUAAGGGCCAAGAUGGCUCCCUCCUGCCCGCCGCCAUGGGGGUGCAGGUGAAGCGCAACACAGUCAAGAUCGGCCGGCCCGGAUACAAAAUCACCAAGACGAGAGAUCCGCUCACGAGACAGCACGGGUUGCUCUUCCAGCUGCAGUAUCAGGAAAUCACGCCGGGGGAGGUGCCACGAGUACGGUUUAUGUCUGCCUUUGAGCAGAAGGUUGACGAUCCUCCGGAUAAGAAUUUUCAAUAUUUGCUGGUUGCGGCGGAGCCAUAUCAGACAUGCGGCUUCAAGUUGCAAGCCAGGGAGGUGGAUAGAAGUGAGGGGAAGUUCUGGACGUGGUUUGACGAGGAUAGCAAGGAGUUUUGGAUACAGGUUAUGUUCAAAACGGAGAGGGAGGAGCGGUAUUCUGGUGUGCCGGGUCUUGCGCCUGUACGAAGAUGAGACAAAGGUGUUUGUCUUGGGAGGUCCGUUUCCUGGGAGUUUCCUGGUUUUUGAGCCUGUGUUUUUUUAAAAAACCUAUUUUCUUUUCCCCAAUGGAGUUCUAGGUAUUUUGUGGAGUUUUGCCAAUGGAAUUUCGGCGCCUGCAGUAAAUAAUUGAAAUUGUGGCCUACAAAUACCCUAAUAUGCGGAUGAUCUAUUUAAACUCACCAAAUAUGACUCUUUAUUUGCUUCUCC
Messenger RNA from Histoplasma capsulatum G186AR, 945 nucleotides. Its product is annotated as splicing factor 3a. The transcript has 2 exons. Gene Ontology annotation, biological process: spliceosomal complex assembly. The record is from RefSeq and is a predicted model, not a curated record. Gene Ontology annotation, molecular function: zinc ion binding; nucleic acid binding. Gene Ontology annotation, cellular component: nucleus; U2 snRNP; catalytic step 2 spliceosome. NCBI's taxonomy places the organism in Eukaryota, Fungi, Ascomycota, Eurotiomycetes, Onygenales, Ajellomycetaceae. The coding region runs from base 1 to 711 and encodes 236 amino acids.